Messenger RNA from Paramuricea clavata, 3693 nucleotides. The record is from the annotation of a GenBank genome assembly. Lineage: Eukaryota; Metazoa; Cnidaria; Anthozoa; Malacalcyonacea; Plexauridae.
AUGGCCAAUAAUGAUCGUGAGCCAAAGGUAAGGAAGCGAGGACGACCAGUAAACAAGUUUUCAGUGAAGCUAUUUCUACUUGAUCCUGAUAACGAGAUCACAAAAGUUACAAAAGAAAUAUGUUCAAGAGAAGCAAUAAAUCAGUUAAUGCAGAAAGGAUGUGGACCUCCUCAACCAGGUAUAGUAAUGAAGUUUUAAAAAAGUGUUGAAGGAAUUUGUGGUGGAAAUUCUGAGUGUAAAUUCUAACCAACAGAGCUACAGAGGCCAGUUAUACUGUACACUAAGGUGGUGCCAUUGUAAGGUAUAUGCCCUACAUACUGUAUGUAUAAUAUAGUGAUAUAGAUAUUAGAACUUUGACAUUACAGAGUCCAGCGUGGCAAUACUAUUAGAGCGCUAACUACAGGUUCUUGUGGAAACCAUAUUUCAUUUCUAAAAAUAUUGGGGUGAGGAAUAGGAGGAGGGGGUGCCUAUACAUACAGUAGGCAUGAGAUGUACAUAUUACUCAUAUUCUGACUCAUUUUGAAUCUGCAAAGUUUGAAAGUCUAGCGAUGCCAGUGUAUGGUAAUGACUUAAGAAUAGUUUUUUUUACCACAGUUUGAUCUCUAAAUUGAUAUUUUAACAGAACAUUGUGCAAACCCCGAGAAAGACAAAGUGGAAUUUUCAAUGGAACUAACAAAUGAAGAGUUCAAACAAAAGUUAGUUGAAAUUUAUCCCAAGUUAGAAAAUGCUUGUUUUGUGUUUAUGAAAGCUGGCAAAGACAAUACAUUGGAGGAGCUGAACCCCGGUACAUGUUGCUACAGAUGUUACACCCCAGAAAAUGUUUACAACAGUGAACGAGGACAAGGCCGGCUUUAUAUACAAAAGAUUCCAGAGGAUAAGGUACUGUUGUCUGUAUAAGGCCCGGUUUAGACGGCGAACUUUUCAUGCGCCAAAUCUAAUUGUCGUAGAUACGGCAAAAUAUUGGAAACUGAUUUAGACGUUGAACUUAAUUGUGCCGUACCAAAUUGCGAGGACACUAUAUUGGACAUAUUUACAAUGCAAAUAUAUGAUAAUCAUAUUAUAAUGUGUUAAAAAUAUAAGUAUGCAUUAGGUUCGGCGCAUAAAUCAAUGUCGAACCUGUGUCACACAUACAACUUGUCUUGUCGCAUCUUCGAGUCGUGUCGAACUUAAUCAAAAUCUGCCGAACUUAAUUGAUUUAGACGCCGCUCCAGCGUCGCACUUAAUCCUUGCAUUAGAUUCGGCGCAUGAAAAGUUCGCCGUCUAAACCGGGCCUAAGAAGGGCUGUAUAUCACAGGAAAUAAAAAAGUCAUUAAUGGGUUUUGAAUGUUUUUUAAAGAUUUACCAUGCAGUAUAUACUGUCAAAAGUGAACUCUUACCAUUAUUGGUAGUUAUAGAUUCCCCAUAUGGCAAAUUGGCAAAAAAACAUUUUUAAUAUUUGCCAUUAAUGGUAUUUUCCUGGUAAAGAUAAAAACUAAUUUACCAAUGGGAAAUCUACGGUACACUAAUUUACCAAUGGGAAAUCCAAUAAUGGCAAGAGUUCAGUUUCAAGAAUCCAUUAAUUAAUGGAAAUUAGAUUUUUUUCCUGUGUAUGUGGAAACCUAGACCAAUGGAAGCCUGACACCGAUGUGCCCAUAUAACAGGACAACCCACCAAGUGAUACCUUGCCUUGCAAUUAGUUUCACUGUAGAAAUUAUCAUUCAUUGCAUUUAUAUGGGCAACCUGGCUGGCCUGAUUGCUCAUGUCUAUCUAACUUGCAAAUUUUGACGGUUUAAAGGCGCAUGCGCUUAUAUUGCAGUGCGCUUACUGUAUAUGCCGGGUAAUAGGGUAUGUUGAACUUACAAUAUUUCUCUGUUCUAGAUAUUGCCGUGCACCCAUGGAAUACCUCGCAUGAAAAGAUUGCGCAGUACGGUUGGUGGUAGCCAGCUAGUUUAUGUACCAAUCUUACCAAAACCUGUUCCAGCAGUCCCUGCAAGUAAUAAUGUUGGAGGUGAAUCUAGUAAAAAUGUGAUCACAUCUGUUGCCAUGCCAACCAAUUGUCAGUUACCAGCAUCAGAUAUGACUGGAAUUGAUUUGAGGCAGUUGUUGUAUAACACGCUAGAUUUGUCAUCAUCGUCAAUUGUUGUUGGUCAGACUAAAUCAACACCACCAGUUCAGAGUUCUGGUAAUAUGGUGGCACAAAGGCCAUUGUCAGCUGUUACUUUUGUAGAUGAAUCGAGACCACCAGUUAGCACUUCUGGGAAUUCAACUGCACAAUGUCCAUCACCAGCGAUAGCUACAGUUUCUGGGACCGAAACAAUACCACCUGUUCACAGUUCUGGUAAUAUGGUACCACAAGGUCAGUUACCAUUUUCUGCUGUUGUCCCCCAGACUGCAUCAACACCAUCUGUUCACAGUUCUGGUAAUAUGGUACCACCAAGUCAAUUGCCAUUGUCAACAAUUGUUCCCCAGACUGCAUUAACACCAUCACUGCAGAGUUCUGUCUGUGCGACAAGACAAAAUCAGUUACCAAUGUUAGCUACUGUUUCUCAGACUCCGUCAAGCCAACCAUUUCGUAGUUAUGUUAAUACGGUUCCACAAGGACAGUUAGUAGGGAAUACAAUAAUGUCACCAUUUCAAAUUGUUGGUAAUAUGAUCAGACAAGAUCAGUUACAAACAUUUGGGACUAUGACACGCCAAGACGAGAUUCCCAGAUCAGUGGAGGUUCCUGACGCAAAUAUGGAGCAACCUAUACUUGGCACUCGUUCACAAAUCACUUCGUGGAAUUUCCAACAAGGCGUCGGAGAAUUUCCAGCAAUUUUGGAAGUUCCGGGAGCUUCACAGGUUGCUGAUACCUAUAGACAUGUAAACACCAACACGUUGCAAGCAGCAGAUACUGGUUUCCAAAUGAUAAAUGGGGACAUCAGUGACUUCGACAAUCUCAACAUUGUGUCCAAUGCAAUAGUUACUCAACCACCCACCUCUUCUUCUGGUUUGGACGCAUCCAACAUGUUGACUCUCCUGGCAAAUGUAACCGAAGCAGAACGUGAACUACUUCUAGACAGUUUUGUAAAUAAUUCAAACGCACAGGUACAGUAUGCAAUUAUUUGUAUUUGCUGUCAUUUGUAGAAAAGGUAAGCAUAAUUUAUGCACGUAUAUUACAUUUAUAUGUACACAUUCACUGGUGUCCCUUUUUGCUUUGCUCUCCCCCACCCCCUACGCGUCUGGAUAAUUUGUUGAUCCAAAGUUUGGCAUGAUACUGCAACAGUUGCCGCACAAAGUUGUCUCAUGUUUUGCCUUGACUGUUGGUCAUGCAGGACGUUUUGUACGUUUUGCUUUAAUUCCCAAGGCCACGAGAGACUAACAACAUCAACCAAUCAGAACACACUUGACGUCUGACAAGUUUUGAAUUAAACCAAUCAUUCAAUCAGGAGACAGAAUCUGACCCUAGUUUAAACCGAUUGGCACGGUGCGAUCAAUCAAUGGGCCGCUUUCAAUCAGAAGUAUUUUCACUGAAAUGCAAUGAAAAUAAACCUCUGCAACCAGAGUAGUAGUAUAAGAAUGUGUUUCUCUGAGGAUGGUUCUGUAAUUAUGUAAGAAACAUUACAGGCUAACUUGGAAAGGUGUACCUGUAUGUUGUCUUACACAGUGUUUUACUGUGUUACAUGUACUAUCUUUCUUUGCAGGAAAACAUGGAUAUAUCAAAACCAGAAGAAU